Messenger RNA from Paramecium octaurelia, 1958 nucleotides. Lineage: Eukaryota; Ciliophora; Oligohymenophorea; Peniculida; Parameciidae. The record is from the annotation of a GenBank genome assembly.
AAUUUAAGGAUGUCUGACGAAUAAAUAGCUAACGAAUUAGAUGAUCUAGAAAAGAACCAAGUCAAAGUGAAGUUCCCCAAAUAAUCCCUGAUUUCUUUGAUACACGAUAAGAUUGUGUCAGUAAAUCAUGUAACAACUCUAUUUGACUGAAAUCUUAGAUAAGCCAAUCUGAAUUUGAAGAUAAACACGAAACCCACUUAGGUAUAACUCCAGGGAGAAGUGAAAGAGAGUCUUUCUGUAAAUCCAAAAAUGGCUCCGCACUAUUUUUCAGGGAGGAUUUAGGAAGAUCUAGGAUUAGUGAUUUUGAUCCAACUUCAAUCAAAUAUAGAGUACAUAUUAAUUGAUACUUAUUCAGACCUAACCUCAUGAAGUCCACUUCAGAAUCAAAACAUUCAUUAAGUAUUUCACACUCAGAAUUUUAUUCUCUAUUUUUGGACCAUUAACGCUGAUUUAUGGACUAUUUGACAAAAAAUGGAUAAGCUUUAUGAGCAAUUUCAGAAUUUAUGGAUGUUCAUAGGCAACAGCUUUCAACUAUUUUUGUUGGAUAUCUAAUUAUGCAUUUUUGUUCUCCUUUGUUUAUUACGUUGGGAACUAUGGAUUUAGAAUGAUGCAUUACGAACUUGUAUUCUUUGGUAUCCUCUUCAUAACAGAGAAUGUUGCCUAUGCUAUGAAUUUUUCCUUCUUCCACCCUUCCAAAUUGAACCUCAUGGAAAGAUUUGACAUCAGUGUUGUUGGAGAAUUAUGUUAGGAGAGUCUAAACCCAUAUAAUUGGACAUAGCAAACAACACCAAUUAUAAAUAAGGAGUUUGAAUAAUCAAUAAAGAGACACCAGAUUGAACCAACUUCUUUUCUGCUAUAUUUUAUGAUUGCACCCAAACCAGAAAGAUUGAAGCGAAUUUAAGUUGAAAAUCUAAAUAAAGCUCAUAAACAGUACGAGGAAAUAGCAGCAAAUUGUACAUCAAUGGCAAGAGAAAUUGUCCAAGAAUUCAAUUAGAAAUGCAAUCUUCGUUUCAUUAAUUAAUUCUCAAUCUUUGUUGCAUUAGUAAGAGUAGCAGCCUAUGUCUUUAUUAUGACCUUUUGUCAUGAAUCUGUGAAGGGUUACGGUAUAGCUGUGUAAAUGUGCAUUUUCUAAUUUAUGUACAUCUACUUGUUGACUGGCUUGAUGAUGAUCACUUAUCGAGACUUAAGAAGAAAGGUCUUUGCCAUGACUCAACUAUCCCACCUAAUUUCAGCAGAGAAAGUGGAAGUGUAUUAGGAAUCUAAAAUGUUCCCGACUCUCAAUCUAUUGUGUUGUGUCUCUUUAUAUUCUUGGGUCAAUCUGAGAAAAAUGAUUCUCGAUUAUGGAUUGCAAUACACAAUGAGACAAUCCUUCAUGUUGUCCUUUAUAAUGAUUCUCAAUGCGAUCAUGAUGGCCAUUAUGACUUUCCUCUUUUAUUUGGAAGCCGUUACUAUCAAUAGUGUACUCUAAUAGACUGUUGACUUUGUGAUCAUUGCAUCGAUAUCAAUCGCUCUGGUAUUGCAAGGAGCCAGAAUCAAUGCUCAUUGGAGCAUUCAUAGAGGAUUAUUGCGUAAAAACCUAUUCCUUAUCCAAUAAUUGGCAUAUCAAAUCUUUAAGUCUUUGGAUUACACCUUCAAACCUGAAGAUCCAGUUUUUACUGUAACUAGUAUCAAUAUUUUAGGCAUUUCAAAAACUGCUUGAAACUGCUACUGUGGAAAGUGCACUUCAAGAUGACCAAUUUCUGAAUUACUCCAUGUUCUGUAUUCAUUCAAUCCAAAAUGUGGUAAAUAAAUAUUCACUACUUUUUUAGUAUGAAGAUUUGGGUCACCAAGAGAAAUCUCAACCGUAUACAGUUAUGGGAAUAGCCAUGACAUAUAAAUUACUUUUAUAAGUAUGUAUUAGUGCGUUGGGAUUGAUCGGAACCUCGGGGUUAAACUUCAUUUUAUAAGUGUCUAGUUGA